This is a messenger RNA of Aureococcus anophagefferens, 4923 nucleotides long. RefSeq lists its product as hypothetical. The record is from RefSeq and is a predicted model, not a curated record. The annotation marks the transcript as partial. The transcript is spliced from 6 exons. NCBI's taxonomy places the organism in Eukaryota, Pelagophyceae, Pelagomonadales, Pelagomonadaceae.
AUGGGGAGCUUUCGGCCUCCGGCCGCCGCGCUGCUCCUCGCGGCGCUGCUGUGCGGCGCCCAGCCGCCCAGCGCCGAGGAGGGCGCGUCCUCGGACGCGAAAGACGCGUCCUCGGACGAGGAGGGCCGGAGCAACUCGCAGCAGACGCUGUCGUCGUCGGAGACGAACCGCUUCUGCCGCCUGGCGAACUCGUCCGGCUGCUGGGGCCGGAACCGGGCCUACGGCGACGACGCGCUGCUCACCUUCGCGGACCUCAACGUGACGGCGACUUACGAGCCGACGCGGCUCCGCCCCGCGCUCGGCGACCUCGACGGCGACGCGGACCUCGACCUCGUCGUCGGCGCGUCGGACGUCGGCGACGCCCGCGACAUCCUGGGCCACCGCGGCGACGUCUUCCUCUUCUGGAACGUCGGCUCCGCGCUCGCGCCGGCGUUCCGCUGGGACGACGCGUUCGGCUACCCCUUCUACCCGGCGACCGUCGCGACGGAGAACCCGCCCUGCGCCGGCGCCGCGGCGGUCGUGACCUGCGGCUGCGACUUCCCCUGCGCGAACGUCACGGGGCAGCUGGCGCCCGCGCUCGCGGACCUCGACGGCGACGCGGACCUCGACCUCGUGCUCGGAUCGGAACGCGCGUACCUCCGCUACCUCGAGAACGUCGGCGGCGCCGCGGCGCCGUCCUUCGUCGACGCGAGCGACGCCGCGGGCGCGCCCUUCGGCAGCGGGCUCGUCGCGGCCUUCGAGGCCGACGCCGCGGGCGCCUACGAGUGCCCGUCGCCGUCCUUCGCGGACUUUGACGGCGACGGCGACCUCGACAUGGUGCUCGGCGCGAGCAACGGCAACCUGCACUACUACGUCAACGAGGGCAACGCGACGGCCCCGCGCCUCGUCGAGUCCGACGCCGUCGUCUUCUCCGAGAGCGUCGGCGCGGUCUCCGCGGCGGCCGCGGCGGACGUCGACGGCGACGGCGACGUCGACGUGCUCCUCGGCGAGAUGAUGCCCUACGUGAACCUCGCGAGGAACGUCGGCUCGCGCUACGAGCCCUACUUCGAGCGGCCCGACGACGCCGACGAGCCCCUGAACAACUGGGCCGCGGCGACGGCCUACGACGACCUCACGCAGGCCUACGCGGCGCCGGCCGUCGGCGACCUCGACGGCGACGGCCUGCCCGACGUGCUCGUCGGCUCCGUCGACGGCCUCGUGGUUUUAUACUUGACCACCGUCUCCGAGGCGCACUACGGCGAGACCUGGGAGGACCUCCAGGCCGACUCGCCGACGCAAAGCCUCGUCGACGCGGACGGCGACGGCGACCUCGACGUCAUUCUGAGCUCGGCCUACGGCGGCGCGGUCUACCUCCUCGAGAACGACGGCGGCGCCGCGUCGCCCCACUUCGCGCUCCACGGCGACGGGGGCGCGAACGCCGCGGCGGACGCGUUCGCGGGCAAGGAGCACAUGGCGCUCGCCGUCGGCGACGUCGACGGCGACGGCGCCUUCGACGUCGCGUUCGGCGACGGCGACGGCGCCGUCGCCUUCUUCUACAACCGCGGGUCCGCGGACGCGUUCCGCUUCGACUUCGCGGAUCCGGACCUCGUCGUCGACGCGCCGGACGGGCGGACGCUCGCCAAGCCGGAGCUCGGCGACGUCGACGGCGACGCGGACCUCGACCUCGUGGCCACGUACGCGCCGGCGUUCACGCCCAUCGUCUACUUCGAGAACGGCGGCAACGCGUCGCGCCCGGCCUUCGUCGAGGCGCCGUCCGGACAAAACCCCUUCGACGCCGUCGACGCGAUCCACAUCGACCAGACUGUGUUGGCGCUCUACGACGUCGACGCCGACGGCGACCUCGACCUGCUGCUGGCGAAGCUCACGGGCACGGCGGUCUACUACGCGAACUUCGGGUCGUCGACGGCCAUGGACCUCGUCGAGGACGCGGAGCACGGCCUCAACGAGGCGUCGCUCGGCGCGCUCGCGACGGCGCCGGCGGUCGCGCUCGGCGACCUCGACGGCGACGGCGCCGCGGAGCUCCUCGUCGGCGACCAGGGCGGGUUCCUGACCUACUACGCCAACUCCUACUGCCAGCUCGCGAGCGGCGACGGCGCCUGCUCCCUCCGGGGCCUCUGCCGCGCGGGCGACGGCCGCUACGCGGCCGCCGCGUGCGAGUGCCUCUCGGGGACGACGGGCGACCAGUGCGAGGAGUGCCGGCCCGGCUUCUGGGGCGCGGACUGCGACCUGUGUCCCGAGGGCGGCGGCGAGGACCGCAACGCGCCGCGCAUCACGGACACGUGCGGCGUCGCGGGCAGCGGCCGGUCGCGGGGCUCCUGCGACGACGGCGCGCAGGGCGGCGGCAACUGCACGUGCUUCGACCCGUUCACCGGCGCGAGCUGCGCGGACGGCGCGUGCCCCGCGGGCACCGUCGAGACCGCGGAGCUCGACGACAGCGGGCUCUACUACGCCGCGUCCUGCCCGUCGCCGACGACGACGCUGCGCGCGGGCGGCGUCGCGUGCCUCGACUGCGUCGUCGGCUACUACUUCGACGACGUCUACUACGACCGGGAGGGCCGCGCGGCGGCGGCGGCCAGCGGCGUCCAGUGCGUCGCGUGCUGCCCGGCGUGCCCCGCCGGCGCGGACUGCGCCGCGGCGGGCGUCGCGCUCGCGGCGCUGCCCGCGGCCCGGAAUUUCUGGCGCGCGGCGGCGUCGGCGACGAAGCUCUACGCGUGCGAGCUCGACGGCGCCUGCCGGGGCGGCAACGACACGGCGCGCCUCUGCCGCGACGGCCACGAGGGCGUGCUCUGCGGCACGUGCGCGGCGAACCACUUCUACGACGCCGCGCUCGACCGCUGCCUCGAGUGCGCGACGCCGGCCAUGGACAUCUCGGAAUCGCCGGGGAAGCUCAUCGCCCUCGGCCUCCUGCUGGCCGUGGUCCUGGCGCUCGUCGCCUACUGGGCGCGGUUCCGCGUGGGCUCCGUCGCGCGCUUGCAGGAUACUCUCAACAUGCUGGUCACGGGCCGCGAGGACGACUUCGCCGAGCAGGAAGCCGAGGCGGGCGGCGCGCCGCCGACCUGGCUCGUCAAGGUGAAAAUCAUGCUCGGCCUCUUCCAGAUCGUCGGCGCGAUGCCCUGGAGCCUCCCCGACGUCUCGUUCCCGGCGCGGCUGCUGCCGGUCGUGGCCUGGGCCAACUACCUGAACUUCGAUCUGCUGUCCUGGGUGCCCAUGGAGUGCUUCGGGCGCUUCGGCUACUUCGACCAGCUCGUGUCGACGACGCUCGCGCCGCUCGCGGGGUUAGGGGUGGUCGCGCUCGUCACGGCCGCGCGGCGCGCGACCGCGGCCGCUUUGGACCGCCGCGCGGAGAUCUACAGCCAGGGCACCUACGCGGCGCUGCUCCUGACGUUCUGCGUGCUCCCGGGCUGCUCGUCGAUCACGUUCCGCUUCCUGUCGUGCGCGCGCUACGACGCGGGCGACUACGAGGACGACCUGCUGGUCCUCCACGCGGACCCGGCCGUGGAGUGCCGCGGCGACCGCUGGAACGCCUGGCGGGGCUACGUGGGCCUCAUGCUGUGCGUCUACCCCGUCGGCAUCCCGCUGUCCUACUUCUGCGUGCUCUACCGCCUGCGGCGCGAGCUCGACCCCGCGCUCGACGACGACCGCGAGUGCGACGCGAUCCGGACGCGGGACCGCGCGGGCUCGGGCUUCGACGACGUCGACGACAUGUUCGCCGAGGCGCGCGCGCGCUACGCGGCCGUCGUCGCCCAGGGCCGCAAGAUCGAGGCGCGGAAGACGCGGCACGCCAAGGCCGUCGAGCCCGUCGCGUGCCCCGCCGCGCGAAUCUUCGACCCGACUUCGACGUGGACGCGACGGUUCCUCGUCGAGGAGUACGAGCCGCGGUGCUACCUCUUCUCGGUCUUCGAGUGCUUCCGCCGCGUCGCCCUGACGGGGGGGCUGACGGUCUUCGCCUUCGGCGGCGCGACGCAGGCGGCCAUGGGCCUGCUCAUCUCCCUCGUGUCCUACAAGGUCUACGCCGUCGCCGCGCCGUUCAUCGAGGACGACGACGACCUCGUGUCCGAGGUCGCGCAGCUGGAGCUCGUCUUCGUCUUCUUCUCCGCGCUCAUGCUCGUCGUCGCGGACACCGCCGAGGGCGAGACGUCCCACGCGCGCGCGAUCUUCUCCGCGUUCCUCGGCCUCGCCUUCGCGCUCGGCCUCGCCGUCGUCGUCUUCAUCGUCGCCGUCGAGCUGUGGGGCCGGGACGCGGUGCUCGCGCCCUUCGGCGUCUCCGCGAAGGUCGACGACGACGACGACGAGGAAGAAGACGGCGCGGCGCCGCCGCCGCUCCGCGACGGCGUCUUCCCCGUGGCCGCCUUCGAGCCCGCGGGCGCGCCGCCGAAGCCGCGGCCGCGGAGGCGCCGCGCGGCGCGCCGGGCCAAGCGGCGGCCGGCCGGCGCGCCGGCGCCCGCGCCGGACCCGGACGCGCCGGCCCUGUCGUGCUGGGUGGGCUGCUUCCAGCCCGGCGACGACGACGCGCUCCGCGCGCUCGGGCCGGCGACGACGCUCCUCAGCGGCAACUGGACCUACUUCCCCGAGGCGUGCCGGGAGCGCGGCGAGGCGAGCGCGACGUCGCCCGAGUUCGGCAAGGGCAUCGACGGCGUGGGCCACUUCGGCCAAUUCAUCGUCGAGGGCAUCCGGGAGCGGCGCGGCGCGCCGCCGCGGCUCUCGCGGUUCUUCGGCGAAUCCGCGAGCGUCGCGGGCGCGUACUUCGUCGGCGUCGGCGGCCUCGGCGACGGCUUCGACCCGUCGCUCUACUGCCACGAGCGGGACCACGUGAAGCAGGCGCUCGACCCGAAGCGGCCCUCGAAGCGCUGCGAGCCCGCGGCCGCGUUCCGCGAGCAUUUCGCGAGCCUCUACCCCACGGGCGCCGCGCUCUUCCGCGACCAC